Pyricularia grisea is the source of this 831-nucleotide messenger RNA. RefSeq lists its product as uncharacterized. The transcript has a single exon. The record is from RefSeq and is a predicted model, not a curated record. Bases 1 to 831 code for a protein of 276 amino acids. NCBI's taxonomy places the organism in Eukaryota, Fungi, Ascomycota, Sordariomycetes, Magnaporthales, Pyriculariaceae.
AUGUGUUUUAGCUCAGGACCAGAAGAAGCCACGCCGGCACCACGCCCCAGCCAAAGACCCUCUCAAUUCAAGCGCAGGGGGCAAGACAUCCCUCUACAGCGAUUGGCAAUAACAGGGCCAGUGACUCCACCUGGCCAGAUCCCGGCUCCUGAGCGAGAUGCUGCAGGUCUGUGGGUGCAGUACGAAGCCCGUGACCUCGAUCGGUCAAGUCUGCUGGCGGCCCUGGCUUAUGUGGCCGAAUAUCUCGAUAAGCAUGGCGAAGACAUUACAUUGGUUGCUGUCGGAGGAGCCGUGAAUACAAUCCUCCUCAGAUCACGGAUGACUACGUACGACGUAGACUUCUUCUGCCAUGUCCUGAGCGGGUCGCGUCUCCGACUGAUACGAGAAGCGGGGCAAUAUGCUGUUCAAAGAAGUGCAGUUCCCAUGAGUACUGACUGGCUCAAUAAUGCUACUGCUCGAAUGCCUGGCGUUGUUGAGAAUGUUGAGCAUUUGGUCGACGCGGCACUCGCUCAGCGCGAGAUACUGUUUCAGAGAAAGGGUCUGACAGUGGCAGCGGCACCAUGGAACUACGCCUUCAUCAAGAAGAUUAGCAGGAUAACGCAAGGGACUGCUAGGACGUAUGAUGCUAGCGAUGCAGUCGCAUACCUUCAUCGGCAUAUCACAAGGCAUGGCGGGCAGCCUGUGCCAUUUGAAACGAUGCAAGAAUGGGGCAGCAAAUACAAGGCAUUGUCUCCCGUUGAAAUCCUGCGAGAAAUCGAUGAUCUCUAUCGACGAACUUAUGGACGAAGUGCUAUCUUGUUUGACCAAGGUGGCAGACGUCGGGGUCAUUGA